CGUUUUGGCAUGUUGCUCCGUGGUCGUUCGCUUUUCUUCCAGUGUACCCAGUGCUUUCCCAGAGAUCCGAUCUGAGAUAUAUCAACCACCCGAUCGAGUGUUUAGUUAAGCAAAUGCAUCUAAAGCGGGCGCAUUAAGUCGCGACUAGUUAUAUAAAAAGGGCAGAAAAAAUCGAAAGAUUUGCAUAAAUAAAUUCCGAAACUACUUGAACUAAUUUGCCUACAUUAUAGCCAAAAUGAGUGUCGAAAGAGAUGACGAAUACCUUAAGUUUGUGCCCCACUCAAUGUCCUAUCAUGUGGUCCCAGGAGGGGAGUUCCAAUGCAAAAAGGCAAACCACAAUUCCAGGAAACUCUCCACCAUCGAUGAGCAGGAUGACGAUGUGGCCAAUCAAAAGGGAAUUACGCACCAGAUCUUGGCCACUUGUGCGGUUCUUUUACUAUCUGCUGGAUGUGGCAUGCCCAUUGGAUAUUCAGCGAUCUUGCUACCACAAUUGACGGAUAAAAAUACCACUGAGAUCCCCAUUGAUGUCGAAACAGGCUCUUGGAUAACUAGUAUCCAUAGCUUGGCUACGCCAUUUGGAUCCCUGCUUUCGGGACCUCUGGCAGAUUACUUAGGUCGUCGGAAGACCCUGAUCAUUGCGGUUAUUCCGCUCUUGAUGGGCUGGAGCUCAAUGGCCAUAGCCAGGGGUAUCAAGGUGGUGCUUUUCGCCCGGUUUCUGUGCGGAUUCGCAACCGGAAUUUUGGGUGGACCCGGUCAGGUCUACAUUGCGGAGACGACGGAGCCAAAUUUAAGGAGUCUGCUGAUCGGAGCUCCAUACGUGGCUUACUCCCUUGGAAUCCUGCUUGUUUACUCUCUCGGCUACAUGAUGAACUGGCGCGUCGUAGCCUGGUGCGCCAACAUCCUGCCCCUGCUGGCCAUGAUUUCAAUUUCAUUCAUCCCUGAGACUCCUGCCUGGCUCUUACGUAGUGGUGAUGAAAAGCGUGCCCUGCAGGCACUAUCAUUUCUUCGGGGCAGCGACAUCAGUGCUCAGAAGGAGUUGAAUGAUAUGAAGCAGAGAUUGGCCAAGGAGCGGGCCACCACCAGGACAAACGAGAACAUAUUCCAGCUCUGCUCCCAAAGGGUGGCCAUUAAGCCGUUGGUCAUCGUGAUCGUGUUCUCCCUGCUCCAGAUGUUCUCCGGAACUUUCAUAGUGAUCUUCUACGCAGUGAAUAUGAUUUCUGAAUUCGGAGCUGAGCUCGAUCCCACGCAGGCGGCGAUUGCAACCGCAGCUGUCCGGGCCGUCUGCUGCAUGGUCUUCUGUGUGAUCCUGAUCUUCGUUCGCCGUCGCAGGAUCAUGAUGGUCUCGGGAAUCGGUUCCGGUCUGUUCUGCCUGGUCUUGAGUUGUUAUCAAUACGCUAGACAUGACCAGCCCAAAAUGAGCUACGAUAUUUUAGUAGGAGGUAUUUGUCUCUUGGGUUAUAUUAUUUUCAAUACGGCAUUAAUGGUGAUGCCUGGUAUCAUGAUCGGGGAGCUUUUCCCCGCCAGGAUCCGAGGAAGGACGGCAGGUGGAGUGUUUGCCUCCAUGAAUGUGGCUCUUUUCAUCUUCGCGAAAAAGUUCCCCGCUUUGCAGGUGAUGCUCAAAAUGCGCGGAGUGUUUCUGGUCUUUGGAGUUUCUAGUUUCUUAAUCACCGUCUUCAUGUGCUUGUUCCAGCCGGAAACAAAGGGCCGUAGUCUAGAGCAUAUUGAAGACUACUUCAACGGGAGCAACUGGCUGUGGUUCCGUCGUGAUCGCGGCUACAAGACGGUCAACUUGCAACCCCUGCAACCACUCAAGGCCAAUCGGGGGACGGACGCAUAGUCCGGGGGUAUUAAUUAGUAUUAAAUCAGGUCUUAGCUAAGCUAGUUUUAGACAUUCUCGUAGUUCUAGCCAAAGUGCCUCGUAGUCGUUAGACUCGCUCGAUUUUCCAGUGUCCCCCAGUUGGCCACUCCGACAGGGAAUCUUCAAUUGCUAUGUUUAUUCUUUCCAAUUGUGAUCGCUACGCUUUAAAUUGUGUCUAAUUGUUAAUCUAAUUAAAAUUUUAAUUAUAAAUAAAAACAAUUGAGAAUUUA
Molecule: messenger RNA, 2088 nt
Organism: Drosophila eugracilis
Lineage: Eukaryota; Metazoa; Arthropoda; Insecta; Diptera; Drosophilidae
Gene: pippin
Product: facilitated trehalose transporter Tret1-2 homolog
Exons: 5
Coding region: 236-1837 (533 amino acids)
Biological process (GO): transmembrane transport; carbohydrate transport
Cellular component (GO): membrane
Molecular function (GO): sugar transmembrane transporter activity
Source: RefSeq, a predicted model, not a curated record